Messenger RNA from Sporisorium graminicola, 2247 nucleotides. RefSeq lists its product as uncharacterized. Bases 1 to 2247 code for a protein of 748 amino acids. NCBI's taxonomy places the organism in Eukaryota, Fungi, Basidiomycota, Ustilaginomycetes, Ustilaginales, Ustilaginaceae. The record is from RefSeq and is a predicted model, not a curated record. The transcript has a single exon. Gene Ontology annotation, cellular component: nucleus. Gene Ontology annotation, biological process: rRNA processing; regulation of gene expression; primary miRNA processing. Gene Ontology annotation, molecular function: ribonuclease III activity; double-stranded RNA binding.
AUGCUUCAACCCCACACGACACUGUACGUGCACUUAGCUCGACGCACACUGCUGUCGAUUCCUCCGGCGUAUCGAGUUGCGGCCACAAGCAGGCACAUCGCCUCGUCCAGCCGUGAUGCUGCACAGGUACAGGAAGAUAUUGCACGCGAUGCACAACCAUCGCCACACCGGGAUAUCUCGACAGAUGAACCACAAAAGCUAGGCAAAAGAGCACGCAAAGCGAUCAAGGCCCGCCAGAGGCAAGAGCAGGAGCGGUCAGCCAAAGAGGCAAAGUUCAACGGCCGCACUCCGGCACAAGGUGACGAUGCAGCGGGUGCGAGUAAAAGCGAAGACGUCUCUAGCGCAGCUGACACAGCCGGACCACAUCCCAUCCUGAGGGUCAAGCAUGUCCUGCAGGAGAGUGAAGGGCCAUCGCCGCUGCCAGGCACCUCACGAGAGAGCCAAGAAGUAGACCAAUGGCGGUCGAGGCUCAAGGGUCAAGAUGCCUCCGACCCUACAGCUGGGUGGAGCGGCUCGCUGUUUCGAAGUCACAUCUCCUCGCUGCUUUCAGGAUUCGGAACUGCGCCCAACACGCGUCCGCUGCAAGAGAGUGAUUUGCCAGGAGGUUCUUCCGCCUCGACCAUUAGCCUCGCGACGCCUCCAACGCCAGCAGAAACAUUGCAACUAACCCCAAGCAACAAUGAUCCAGCCAGACCAUCCGCAAAGCUAGCGAACAAGAAAGCCACCUCGACCUCGCCGUUCAUGACCAAAUCCGAACGCAUGGAAUCGCAAGCCCGUGUCAUCUUCCAAGCCAUUCGCGAAGCACGCGAACGCGGCAUGGUCGACGAAGACGAGUCCUUCUUCUACCCGUACCCGGAAGGAGUGCCACCCAAGGACCUCGAUGGCAAAGAUGCUGUAUGGCUCAACCUUGGCCCCGACCCGGAAGCGUGGGGGCGCGAGAUCCCGCAGGUCAAGGACAAAUGGCUCGAAGUGCUCUCGCUCGGUCUGGCCAAGGAGAUCUCUGGUCGACAUCCAGCAGCGUCAUCAACGUCAGCAGGCGGUGUGGACGGGGAAUACGGCGAUACGGAGCAAGCUCGGAAGGAUGAGUUAGCAUUCGACGAUCUAGUCGAGGACUUUGACCUGGAAGACCACGAGCGGCUAGAACAGCUGGGCGAUUCGAUCGUCAACAUGUCUUCGCGGCUGCUCGCCUACCACUCGUACCCAGAUGUCAACGAAGGAUCACUCACUCGGCUGUCCAACUACCCGACGCAGAACAACUUUCUAGCCCUGUUGUUCCAGGAAUGUGGACUCGCUGCCAGGCGCGAUGAACUUCGACGCGAGCUCCGCAAAGCGCGCUCGCCCGAUGAUGACUCAGUGGAUGCUGACGACGCGACGCCUACGAAGCGGCAGGCCAAGAAGGAGGGCGAGCCGGCACAGACCGAGGAAGAAAAGGCAAAGCUGCCGCUGCUGAUAAAGCGCGAUGCCGACAUGUUUGAGGCGUACGCUGCAGCGGUGUUCCUCAGCAACGGCAAUGAUUUCAACGUGGUGCAUCAUUGGCUCUGCCACCUGUUCCGACCGUUCCAGGACCAAGCGUAUCGGUUCAUGGUGCAGCGGAGUGAGGCGCUGGCGAGGUUGCAGGCGAACCGUGCUGUGGCGGCCGCCGCCGCCGCCGCCGCCGCCGCUACUACAGCGGAACAGGCUCCUGCCGCCGUUUUGUCAGCUACACGCUCGAUCCUCAACAAAUCGGACAGCACGCCAUCGCCAACCAACCUGUCAGCAGAGGGACUCGGAAUCAGGUCGGCAUCUGUGGACCCAUCCUCGGUCCCCUUUUCUUCACUCUUCCCCGACUUUGCACGCACCUCGGAAAAGUCUUCGACCCCGAUCCCUGCCUACGCUUUGACUAACGCUAGCGAGGCGUUCAUCACGGACGAGUUCCUCACCGUUGCCGCGCGCGCCCGUCGCCAACGCGAAGAGAGGCUGCGCGAAGAAAUGCGGCUGCAAGACCAGCAGGAACUCAUGAACAUGGGCUGGUUCCGCAAGGGCUUCCUCAACCUCCGAACCGGCUUCAGGCAGUACGUGCUAGGCAAGGACGUGGAGAGCGAGCAAGAGGCACGCUUCCGGCAGAAGGUGAAUGAACAGAGGGGGAUGAGCGAGAAGGAUCGACAGAGGUUGAGGGCCAAAGAGAGGAGUGCGGCGGGCGUGUCGAUCAAGAGUACGGGCAGUAAGAAGAAGACCAAGGUGUCUGAGGUCGAGAACGGCCGAGAUUGA